Molecule: messenger RNA, 1605 nt
Organism: Gadus morhua (Atlantic cod)
Lineage: Eukaryota; Metazoa; Chordata; Actinopteri; Gadiformes; Gadidae
Product: zinc finger protein 664-like
Biological process (GO): regulation of transcription by RNA polymerase II
Molecular function (GO): RNA polymerase II cis-regulatory region sequence-specific DNA binding; DNA-binding transcription factor activity, RNA polymerase II-specific
Source: RefSeq, a predicted model, not a curated record
GUGUGGACGCCCCUGGCUCCUCCCACAUGUCAAGUCACAGCAGGGAGCUGCGGAUCCUGAGCGUUUACGGACAAGGGGAGGGCCCACUGGCGGUGGAUGGUUGGUGGAAGGUUUCUCCCAACAAUGCCAAUAUGAUCGUACACAUGAGGACCCGACCAGACGAGAAGCCGUACGGGUGUGACCAAUGCACGAAGAGCUUCAGUCAGAAAGGCAACCUGAAAAUCCACAUGAGUACGCACUCCGGGGAGAAGCCCUACAGCUGUGACCAAUGCGCAAAGCACUACAGUCAUAGCUACACCCUCAAGAUGCACAUGAGGACCCACACCAGCGAGAAACCCCACAGGUGUGACCAAUGCAGGAAGCGCUUCAGUCUAAGUGAACACCUGAAGGGCCACAUGAAGACUCACACCGGGGAGAAACCCUACAGCUGUGACCAUUGCAAAAAGCGCUUCGCUCGGCAUGGCGACCUGAACGUCCACAUGAGGACUCACUCCGGCGAGAAGCCCUACAAGUGUGACCAAUGCACGAAGCGCUUCAGUCGGACAAGCAGCCUGAAGACCCACAUGAGGACUCACUCCGGCGAGAAGCCCUACAGGUGUGACCAAUGCCCGAAGCGCUUCAGUCAAACAAGCCACCUGAAGCGCCACAUGAUGACUCACUCCGGCGAGAUGCCCUACAAGUGUGACCAAUGCAUGAAGCGCUUCAGUCGGACAAGCAGCCUGAAGACCCACAUGAGGACUCACUCCGGCGAGAAGCCCUACAGGUGUGACCAAUGCCCGAAGUGCUUCAGUCUGAAAGACCACCUGAAGACCCACAUGAGAACUCACUCCGGCGAGAAGCCCUACAAGUGUGACCAAUGCACGAAGCGCUUCAGUCAUGGCUGCAACCUGAAGAACCACCUGAGGACUCACUCUGGCGAGAUGCCCUACAAGUGUGACCAAUGCACGAAGGGCUUCAGUCGGACGAGCAACCUGAAGAACCACAUGAGGACUCACUCCGGCGAGAAGCCCUACAGGUGUGACCAAUGCACGAAGUGCUUCAGUGUGAAAGGCAGCCUGAAGAUCCACCUGAGGACUCACUCUGGGGAGAAGCCCUACAAGUGUGACCAAUGCACGAUGCGCUUCAAUGUGAAAGGCAACCUGAAGAUACACAUGAGAACUCACACCGGCGAGAAGCCCUACAGGGGUGACCAAUGCACGAAGGGCUUCAUUGUGAAAGGCACCCUGAACAACAUGAGGACUCACUCCGGGGAGAAGCCCUACAAGUGUGACCAAUGCACGAAGUGCUUCAGUCAUGGUCACGGCCUGAAAUACCACAUAAUGACUCACUCCGGCGAGAAUGCCUACAGGUGCGACCAAUGCAUGAAGUGCUUCAGUCAGAAAGGCCAUCUGAAGAUCCACAUGAGGACUCACUCUGGGGAGAAGCCCUGCGUGUGUCUGCAGUACAACGCCAGCUACAGCGACCCAAGCGAUUUGCGAGUGCACAUGCUCAAGCACAGUUUGGCACGGGGUAACGGGACGCUUUGAUUGAGACCUCUGUUUGGUAUUGGUUGAAAUUACUGCUUUUAGUUUUUAUUGUCAUCACGAUUAAACGCUUUCAACUUUU